AUGUAUACGCGUUUUCUUAGAUUUUUUGUAAUUGGUUUAAAUAGCUAUUACUUAAUUAAAAGAAAAAAUAAAAUAUUUUUUUGUGAAGAUAAGCAAAUUGAAAAGGUAUUUUUGUUUGGAGAUAAACGUUCUUUAAUUAAAGAUAUUAAAGAGAAUGGGGAGGCAACGUUUUUUGAAAAAAAUCAAAUAAAAGUAAAGAAAAUAACAUUUGGUAAUUGUAUAGGUAGUUGUAUAACUGAAAAUGAUGAUAUAUAUAUAUGGGGAUCCUAUGAAAAUAAAGAAAAUAAUGAUAUAAUUUAUAUUAAUCCUGUAAAAUUAAACAUAAAGGAGAUUAUUUCUGAUAUUCAGUUUUCAAAUAAUGAUAUAUAUUUAAUGAGUAAAAAAGGUGAAUUAAAAAUUAUACGAAACUAUGAAAAUUGUUUAAGAACUGGAAAAUUUAUAAUAGAAAAUUUCUAUAAAUGUAAAGAUAGUUUUUUUUUUCGAAGUGAAAGAAUAAUAAAAUUAAGUGUAAAUAAGUUUCAUUUAGCUUUUGUUACAAACAAAGGAAAUAUUUUUUGUUCAGGUAAUAAUUUUUAUGGGCAAUGUGCAAAGGAGCCAUCUUUGAAAAAUAAUUUAAAUUUAAAUUAUAAUUUUGAUUUUUUAAAUAAUUUCUCCAAUUCAUUAAACACACUAGAUAAUACUCAUAGAAACAUUAUAGAAAAUGAUUAUUCUGUCAAGAAGGAAAAUAAUCGUUCCGAAAUAAAUAAUGAGAAAUACAGUGUAGAUUAUCAUAAUAAGGUAGAAGAAAAAAAUAACAACACAAAUAGUAAUUCAAAUAAAACUAAUUUAGAAUUAGUUAGAACAUAUAAUAAUUUAGAAGAACACAAAGAAAAGAAUAUCUCUGAUAAAAAUAAUGAAGUUAAUUUUAUGGUUAUUAAUGAAAGUGAUAAGGAAAAAAGGAAUUUUAGUAAUUUUACUAUAAACAACAAUGAAGAAAAUUUAAAUGAUUUAAAUAAUUACGUAUAUAUUAAUAAAGUACAAUUUAAAGAAAAAACAAAGAUUAUUGAUGUCUCUUGUGGUAUAAAUCAUACUCUAUGUUUAGAUAACAAAAAUAAUAUAUAUAGCUUUGGUGAUGAUAGCAAAAUACAGUUAGGAUUAGGAGAAAGUAGAACAAAUAAAAAUUCCUUAACAGGAACGAAAUGGAAGGAUCAAAUAAAAUUUGGUUAUUCGUCAUUAACAAAAAAUUUAGCUAAUUAUUCUUUUUAUGAUAGACACAUACAAAGUAUUCCACAGAUGAUUCUAAAAAAAAUUAAUGACACUGAAAUUAUUAAUGAUGUAUAUAAAAUUAAUGCAGGUGCAAAUUUUUCUAUGAUUUAUUCAAAUGAUAAAUUCGGAAAGCAAUUAUUCUGUUUUGGAGAUAAUAUUUAUUUUCAAUGUGGAAGACAUUUGGGAAAACAUCAGCAAACUUUAUCUACUGUAAAAUUGCCUAAUAACGAGAUAAAAGAUUUUUCUUGUGGGAAUAGGCACUGUUUAUUAAAUUUAAAUAAUAAACUUUAUGGUUGGGGAUACAAUAAUAAUUACCAAAUAUCACCAUUUAAAAAUAAAGGUAUAAUAAAUUAUCCACUAUGUAUUUUUUCUGAUAAAAAUUAUCCAAAAAAUUUUAAUAUAAAGUACAUUAAUGCUAAAUAUGAUAAUUCUGCUAUCAUAAUAACACACAAAAACUAUGAAUAA
Plasmodium gallinaceum is the source of this 1710-nucleotide messenger RNA. Its product is annotated as regulator of chromosome condensation, putative. NCBI's taxonomy places the organism in Eukaryota, Apicomplexa, Aconoidasida, Haemosporida, Plasmodiidae. The coding region runs from base 1 to 1710 and encodes 569 amino acids. The record is from RefSeq and is a predicted model, not a curated record. The transcript has a single exon.